Molecule: messenger RNA, 399 nt
Organism: Candidula unifasciata
Lineage: Eukaryota; Metazoa; Mollusca; Gastropoda; Stylommatophora; Geomitridae
Source: the annotation of a GenBank genome assembly
GUCGGAAACCAGUGUAGAACUCUAACACUUCCAGUGCAGACGCGACAGAAAUCGGUUGUCGAAGGAGAGCCUCCAAUAACCGUCUACUUUCUUGGGGACACGUUCGAGUUACGUCGACUUAUAGUUCGCCAUCCCGAGGUCUCAGAGACGUUGCCCGUGGAGGUGGCCAGGUACAAGGAAAUCUACAUGGCUUACAGCAAUUUCAUGAGGUCUGUUCACCCGGACCCGAGUGUCAUGAGGUGGUGUCGGUCGCAGGAGUUGCAGGCGAUUAUUGAAGCGCUGCAUGACGAGAUUGUCAGACUUUACCGCACUUUCAAGCGCGACAUAGAAGUCAGAGGUGGUCAAGAGAAUAACCAACAAGACGCUCAACAGCAGUUUGGGACUUGGGUGGUUAUGUGA